AUGCCUAUCGAGGGCCUUCUCGAAGUAUACCAGGGCCAUAUUGUCCCGAAGGCCUACAAUGGGGGCUACGUUGCCCUCAGCUAUCUCAUUAGCCUGGUAGGGGCUGCGUCGACUCUUGAAUUGAUCAAUCAGAGAUCAUGGUUUGACGGUAUCUCGAAUCAUCUAGUACUCGUGUGCUCUUCCAUUACUAUGGGUGGCAUAGCCAUCUGGUCUAUGCAUUUUAUCGGAAACCAGGCGCUCACACUUGCUCAUGGCGAACCAGAGAUGCAAGUCGACUACUCCGUUGGUGUGACGAUACUCUCCUUCUGCCUGCCGGUUGUAUUUCUCCUCGCCGCCUUUUACGCAAUCGGCAUAUCGAAUCGAGUCGCUUGGUGGAGGGUGAUAACAGCUGGUGUUCUCUGCGGCGCUGCUAUCUGUGGGAUGCAUUACCUAGGAAAUGCGUCAAUCCGAAACUAUCAGUGCAUUUACAAAAUACAAUACAUCGUGGGGGCUGCUAUCAUUUCGGUUACAGCCAGCACAGCAGCGUUGGCUGUAUUCUUCAUCUUUCAAUCCCUUUCUCGCGGUAGUUGGUGGAUAAGGACAAUAUCUGCUAUUUUCCUAGCCGCGGCUGUGUCCAGUAUGCACUGGUGUGCUUCUGUUGGCACAGAAUAUCGGUUAGUUCGAUUGAGGAGGAUACAGGAAGGAUCGCGUACUGCAACAGUGAUUGCAGUUAUUUGCUUGUCUUUCGGUGCGUGUAUCAUUAUCGCGGGAUCAGCUAUUCUUCGAGCCCGAACUCUGAAGCAAGCUGCUCGUCGUGCUCAGCAGAUCGAACUUGGCGCCAUUGUUUUCGAUAAGAAUGGACGCCUUCUAAUCGAUUCAAGCGGAGGAUUUCCUUGUACUGUUGUUACUGAUUUCUUCAUUGGAGGUGCAAGAGGAAAUCUUUUUGUUCAGAGCUCGAAGGAAAAGUUCAAUACAUCUAAUGAACAAUUUCAAUGGAUGUUCCAAGCGUCAAGGAACUGGAUCGGUAUCUCAGGAUUGAUUAAUGGCAUGAAACGACACCUGACACAACUACCACAUAAGAGCCAUCACAAGGAUGUCAAGAAAGGCAUCCAGCUUAUAACCGACGACGGAAAACCCAUCGACGGAUACGACUUUGUUUUUCGCGAGCUAUUCUGCGUCGCCGCUUCUGAACUCUCGGAACGCCUCAAUGAACCACUUAUCAACGUUGGCGUUCUAUGGGACGAGAUCCUUCCCAAAAGAACGGCGUCGAACCAAGCUUAUAUCCAAGCCCUUGAGAAGUACCGGAACGACCAGUCCAUCGAUGUUGAUGAGAUGAGCAGCAAAGGCUCGGCUGAUACCCAUCACCUGGAGAAGGGACUAGGUCUUGAGAAUGAGAUUGACGGAAGAGGUGCGCUCAUGUUCCUUGUCCGUCGACUUAACUCGGAUGACGAGGCUCAAAAGCUUGUGUCCGCUGGAUACAAAUUCGUCGAGUCUUCCCGGGUCAACAACAACCAGGAGAUCCAGUCCGUUGAGUUUCAAUCAAAGCUCCGGGACAUGCGAAGCUUCAUCGAACAGCAAGUCCAAAUAAAGGCUGGUCUGCAUUUGGGUUUCUUCGCAGUUCAGGAUUCCUGUCUCAGUAAACCCCAAGUUCUUGUCCGAAAGGACGCUCGACGCCUGCUUCCUUCAGUGCCGCUGCCUAUUAAAGAACUAGACACGUGUCAUCUUAGACUCUUGCAAAGGGUCGGCGGAUUACCGGUGACCGAGGUUCUUCAGAGGUUGAGGACGCCAGGCGCCUCAUCAAGAUCUCCUCACGAAGAGGAGUUCGCCACGCAUCUAUUCAAUGCAAUUCACACUCUUCGAGGCUGGGUCCAAGAACCUCUGUUUCACGAUGCUGUAUUGACCCCGUCCAUUGUCCGCCUUCCUUUCGGCGUCGACGGCGAUCAGGCAAACGAAACCGUCAUGAUGGCACUGCGUCUUAAGAUUACUCAUCCUGUGCUCUCUUCUGGCCCCCACUGUCAAUGGGUACCACUCAGCUUCUUCAGGAUGCGACAAGUGAUGGAACAGUCGCGACAAGACUUCAUUCGCGUUCUGCACCAGGACUUUGAUCCCUUGAAGAUGCCCGCCAGUCGGGCUAACAAUGAGCUCACUUCGGGGCCAGCUUCAACACUUCGCAGACUUAGAGGUGUCGUUGCGUCGGCAGAGUCAAAGGGUAAGAAGUCUAGCCUUGCAACUAUGAGACGAGCAUCCUCAAAAAACUCUACCCGUUCGUCCUCGACCGUUAAUCUCUGUCCACCAGGAGACGGUGAGGGUAACGAGAUUUCUCCGCCGGCAGAAUCAGGGGACAUAUACCCUCCUCCCGAGCGUCACUACACAGCACAUCAACAAUCAUUUUUAGGCGGCGGCAUCGUAGUGUUCCAAGAAGUCACUGUCCAGGUCGAAGCCAAUAACGCGGAGACUCGCGAUGAUCUGUCACGCUCGUGGAGUCAGGACACAGCCGCCGAGCCUCCCAAUUUCCAGGAUCUACAAGAUCUACAGAAUCAACUGUCAUUUCCAACGACAUCUGAUAUCGAGUUACAACCAUUUGGUUGGGGGAGAACGGAUGUAUCCGUCAAAUCGCAUCGGCUGAACGAACUCAGCCGAGCAGAUCAUAACAUAACAACAACUGCUGCUCUCAUAGAUACCCUAAUGAUGGAGUCAACCAGUUCUGGUGUCUAG
This is a messenger RNA of Fusarium coffeatum, 2694 nucleotides long. RefSeq lists its product as uncharacterized. The coding region runs from base 1 to 2694 and encodes 897 amino acids. The transcript has 5 exons. The record is from RefSeq and is a predicted model, not a curated record. NCBI's taxonomy places the organism in Eukaryota, Fungi, Ascomycota, Sordariomycetes, Hypocreales, Nectriaceae.